AUGUCCUAUCGAAGCACGAAUGUAGAGAACCCCCAGGACCAAGUCUAUCCUCCUCAAGCCAACACGUCUGGUCAAGGAAAGAUGUACCCAACUAAACCACGUGAUGGGUACAACAAAAAUUACCAAGGAGGCUAUCAGAAAAACACCUCUGUUCCACCUGGAUUCGAAGCUAAGCAAGGUCCACAGAACCUGGAGUCAAGCAGAUGCUUCAGCAACUACUUCAGGGACAGUCUACCGGAAACGUGGAUCUCAACAAGCGACUCUCUGAGAUCAAUGGGAGAAUUGACUUCUCGCACCACGACCUUCAGACUAAGAUUGAAGCUCUCACAAGUAGAAUCCAUCAGCUUGAACACAAAGGCGGAACAGCUUCCUCAUCCAGAACGCAAGGUCAACUUCCGGGACCCGCACCAGUCAAUGAGGACAUUGAGGAACAAGAGGAGGAGAUUUCAGUUGAAACUGAAGCCAGCACCUGUGAUUGAAGAGGAACCACCAGUUCAAGAGAAAGAGAAAGCACCAGAGGAAGUGCAAAAGAAGAAGAAAGCCCCAGCUUUCGUUCCUCCUCCUUACAAACCGCAACUUCCCUUUCCUGUUCGAUUCAAGAAACAACAGCUUGAGAAAGCUAGAGCCCUGUUUGAUAAGCAAAUAAAGGAGAUUGAUAUUACAAUGCCCUUCUUGGACGCAUGUAUGCUCAUCCCUCCCUAUCAGAAAUUUCUCAAGGACGCUGUAACCGAGAGAGAAAAGAGGUUCAGGGCAUGGUCGUUCUUUCUCAGGAAUGUAGUGCAAUCAUCACUAGGAAAGUGGUUGGGAAGAAGCGUAUCUGUAAUGCCACUCACGGUAGCUAAAAGGCUUGGGUUCGAGAAGUAUCAAAAGUGCGACGUUUCCUUGGUACUUGCGGAUAGAUCAGUACGCAUCCCAGUGGGUAUGCUCGAGGACUUGCCUGUGCGAGUAGGAAACGUGGAGAUACCCACUGACUUUGUUAUCCUUGAGAUGGACGAAGAACCCAAGGAUCCGCUGAUCUUGGGAAGGCCCUUUUUGGCAACCGCUGGAGCUAUCAUCGAUGUUCAGAGAGGGAAGAUUGAGCUAAACUUUGGAGAUGACUUCAAGCUCAGCUUCGACAUCAAGAGAUCGAUGAAGAAACCAACCAUUGAUGGACAGCUCUUCUGGGUAGAGACUUUGGAUCAGUUGGCAGACGAGUAUCUAGAGGAGUUAGCCACAGAGGACCAGCUUCAGCUAACCUUGACUGAGAAAGCGGAGGAAAAGAGCUACUUCAACACCGAAUCCUUGGAGUAUGCUCGACUCUUAGACUCCCACAGAGGGACUGUUCCCAAUGACGUGGUUGAGGAAAUCAUAGGACGCUCCGUGAGAGUUGAGGAAAUCCACAAGGUAGAGGCAGAGCACGACCUCGAGCAACCUUCAGACGAUGACUGGAGCGAGCUCAAAGCCCCAAAGGUGGACCUCAAGACCUUACCAGAUGGGCUAAGGUACGCAUUUCUUGGACCAAAUUCAACUUAUCCCGUAAUUGUGAACCAAGAACUUACCCCACCCCAAUUAACCUCCCUCCUUAAUGAGUUGAGGAAGUUCAGGAGAGCAAUUGGUUACUCUUUAGAGGACAUCAAAGGCAUAUCUCCUGAGCUUUGUACUCAUCGCAUUCACCUUGAUAACGAAUCUAAGGGAUCUAUUGAACACCAAAGACGCUUAAAUCCCAACCUCAAAGAGGUGGUGAAAAAGGAAAUCCUUAAGUUGCUUGACGCCGGCGUGAUCUACCCUAUCUCGGAUAGUACUUGGGUCUCGCCGGUACACUGUGUGCCCAAGAAAGGUGGAAUCACAGUAGUCAAGAACGAAAAAGACGAAAUGAUCCCAACCAGAACCAUAACCGGUCACCGAAUGUGCAUAGAUUACCGAAAGCUCAAUGCGGCGACUAGGAAGGAUCAUUUUCCACUGCCUUUCAUCGAUCAGAUGCUUGAGCGGUUGGCAAACCAUCCUUUCUAUUGCUUCCUUGAUGGCUAUUCGGGAUUCUUUCAAAUCCCCAUCCACCCUAAUGACCAAGAGAAAACACCUUCACAUGUCCCUAUGGAACUUUUGCCUAUAAACGUAUGCCCUUUGGAUUGUGUAACGCUCCGGCGACUUUCCAAAGGUGCAUGA
Molecule: messenger RNA, 2142 nt
Organism: Microthlaspi erraticum
Lineage: Eukaryota; Viridiplantae; Streptophyta; Magnoliopsida; Brassicales; Brassicaceae
Source: the annotation of a GenBank genome assembly